AUCUGCUCAGUCCAGUGUUCAGGAACGUGCUGCCCACACAGCCACCCAACCAUGGAUACUCAGCAUUGGCUGACAGUUCUGAUUCUAGUUUUUUCCACCCAUUUUGAUUGCUUUCAGGCUUCUUAUUAUUAUGUAAAUCAAUACCAAACCUGGGAGGAUGCCCAAGCAUACUGCCUUGAGACAUACACUGACCUUGCUAUCGUCAAUAAUUCUGAGGAUCAAAGCAACCUCAUGAAGACGAUGAGAGGUGCAUCAUAUGGCUUGGUUUGGAUAGGACUGCAUCAGACGUCCUCCAACUGGAAAUGGAGUAACGGUGACAAGGUCACCUACCAGGCAUGGAACAGAUACAUGUUCUGUGCUUUAUCUGAUACAUAUGGUUUCUGGAGAGACACUCUAUGUGACUAUGAAUACCCUUUUAUAUGCUACAAAGAACUAACGAAUGGAGUUAUAAAUUACACCCUAAUACAGCAGCCGAAAUCCUGGACUGAUGCUGUGACGUACUGCCAGACUUAUUAUACAGACCUGGUGUACAUUAAUAGUUCUUCUCAGAACGAUGAGGUGAUAAAUUUUGCGCAAGGAGUUUCAUACUUCUGGAUAGGACUGAGCAACAACCCCUGGACCUGGGUGGAUGGAGGCACCUACUCAGUGCGGGACUGGGGAAGAUACCAGCCCAACAACCUUGGCAGUAACCAAAAAUGUGUCCUGGCUUCAGAGUCUGGAUGGAACGACUAUGAUUGUUCUGUGUAUCUCCCAUUCUAUUGUUGCGAUCCUGCCUUGUCAUCUGCCCUGGCAGCCAGAUGCAAUCUGGUAUAUUCAUCUCUGCCCUGGAUAGACUGUUUAACAUACUGUGCCAAAAAGAACCAAACCUUGUUAACAAUGAAGGUUUCCACUGACGCAUUUGAUGUUGCCGCAACCGGGUUCACCAUAUGGAUCGGGCUCAAUAGCACCAGACUGAACUGGACCUGGUCCAAUGGACAGCAGGCAGCCUAUACCAGUUGGUUGCCCAGAGUUUCUUCCUCAAGUGGAAACUGUGCCAUGGUUAAUUCUGAUGGUUACUGGGAAGAUGACGCCUGCACUGCAACACAUCCAUUUAUAUGUUACACAGAGACCAAUGGCACCCUUAACUAUACUCUAGUUAGCCAGUGGAUGGCCUGGAAAAAUGCAUUAGCAUUCUGCAGAGCGCACUACAUUGAUCUGGUGUCUAUAAAGAGUAUCAAUGAGAGCAUAGCAUUGAAAAGUUUGGUACCGACCGGCAGCUGGUUCUGGAUAGGUCUGUUCAAUGACCCCUGGAUGUGGUCAGAUGAGCAGGACCCUACCUUUAGUUCCUGGACGGAUGUUAUAAGAAGCUCCGGACAAUGUGUGGCAGUGGACAUUUAUGGUGUUUGGUGGGAAUACAACUGUCAAACCAAGCUACCCUUCAUCUGCUCUGGUUUGCCUACAGUGCAUAAAAUUGUAUUGAGGGUCAACCUCAGGAGUGUAUCAGAAGACCUGGAUCCAGAUGACCCUUCAGUGGCAGAUGAUAUACUAACUACGAUAAAAGGAAAAUUGUCCCUUUAUACUUCACUGGUUAAUACCACCUUCCUCUGGAGAAACCAGGAUGGACAUAUAUUUCAUGAAAUAUAUACCAAUUCUCCUGAUAAAUGUACAGUUUGAUGAUGAUCUACAGUCCCAACAAACUGCAUUUAAUACUACUGCAAAUGACUUAUAGAAUUGCUGUAGAAUACAGUAUGUGUGUGGAAUCAAUGGUGUUAAAUAAUAGGAUUA
Messenger RNA from Paramormyrops kingsleyae, 1764 nucleotides. Its product is annotated as macrophage mannose receptor 1-like. The record is from RefSeq and is a predicted model, not a curated record. Lineage: Eukaryota; Metazoa; Chordata; Actinopteri; Osteoglossiformes; Mormyridae.